ACCUUUGAGGUUUCUUAAAUUCCUAUAACAAUCCCUAAACCUUAUAUUCCUCAAAAACCUAAAGAAGAACACCAAGAGAGGACAUGGAUAAUUAUCAUCAUCAUUUGGCUUUAGCAUUUGGCAUACUAGGUAACAUCAUUUCCUUCAUGGUGUACUUGGCUCCCUUGCCAACAUUUUAUCGAAUAUGGAAAAAGAAAUCCGCAGAAGGAUUCCAAUCAUUGCCUUACUUGGUGGCUCUAUUUAGCUCCAUGCUUUGGCUAUACUAUGGUUUAAUUAAGACAAAUGCUGCUUUACUCAUUACAAUUAAUUCAUUUGGAUGUGUGAUUGAAACCAUUUACAUUGUCAUAUACACAAUCUACGCCACCAGAGGUGCCAAGAUCUUAACUCUUAAACUAUUUAUGGCGAUGAAUGUGGGGUCUUUUGUCUUGAUAUUCCUUACAACCCAUUUUGCAAUGCAAGGUUUCCUUCGUGUGCAAGUUUUAGGAUGGAUUUGCACAUCUUUUGCAAUUUGUGUCUUUGCAUCCCCUUUAAGUAUUAUGGCAAAAGUUAUUCGAACAAAGAGUGUAGAAUUCAUGCCAUUCAAUUUGUCCUUUUUUCUCACAUUAAGUGCUAUAGUGUGGUUUACUUAUGGUCUCUUUCUCAAGGAUAUUUGCAUUGCUAUACCAAAUGUGGUGGGUUUCAUAUUGGGUCUACUUCAGAUGCUACUAUAUGCUAUUUACAACAAAGCUAAAAAAGGGGUAUCUAUAGAGGAGAACCAUGCAUUAGAUCCAAUGACAAACAUUGUUAUAGUGAACCCGCUAGGAAUUCCUUGUGAAGUUUUAUCAAUAUACCAACAAUAGAUAAUGUGAACAAGCAAGAAAAAGAAGGUGAAGAAGAGAAUAAAGAGAUAAGUAUGGAAAGUCCAACAUGAUAUAAGCAUGGUGAAAAGAAUAUUGUUUUCUUCUUUAGAUCAUAUAGUUUAGUUUUUUAUAUAUUAUGUUGUUUAUAUAAAUAUAUA
Trifolium pratense (red clover) is the source of this 997-nucleotide messenger RNA. RefSeq names its product bidirectional sugar transporter N3-like. The transcript is spliced from 6 exons. Gene Ontology annotation, biological process: carbohydrate transport. Gene Ontology annotation, molecular function: sugar transmembrane transporter activity. The record is from RefSeq and is a predicted model, not a curated record. The coding region runs from base 84 to 839 and encodes 251 amino acids. Gene Ontology annotation, cellular component: membrane. Lineage: Eukaryota; Viridiplantae; Streptophyta; Magnoliopsida; Fabales; Fabaceae.